This is a messenger RNA of Heteronotia binoei (common prickly gecko), 1164 nucleotides long. It is a transcript of the gene SNRPA1, whose product is annotated as small nuclear ribonucleoprotein polypeptide A'. Gene Ontology annotation, biological process: mRNA splicing, via spliceosome. The transcript has 9 exons. Gene Ontology annotation, cellular component: U2 snRNP. The record is from RefSeq and is a predicted model, not a curated record. Gene Ontology annotation, molecular function: protein binding; U2 snRNA binding. Bases 191 to 958 code for a protein of 255 amino acids. Lineage: Eukaryota; Metazoa; Chordata; Lepidosauria; Squamata; Gekkonidae.
CUCUCAGCAUCACCACGGCGACAGGGUAGCCUCCCCGCCUUCAAAGACAGCCGCUCCACGCCUCGGCGCUCUAUUUGCUUUCAUCCAUCUCUCGGUGCUCGGCUUCCCAGAUUGCGCAGCGGCCGAAAGGAGAGGGCGCGCAUGCGUGGUUUCUGACGUCGUCCCUGGCGGAGCAGAGUGCUGUGGAAAGAUGGUGAAGCUGACGGCGGAGCUGAUCGAGCAGGCGGCGCAGUACACCAACGCCGUGCGGGACCGCGAGCUUGACCUACGCGGGUAUAAGAUUCCAGUGAUUGAGAACCUGGGUGCCACUCUGGACCAGUUUGAUGCCAUUGACUUCUCUGACAAUGAGAUUCGGAAGCUGGAUGGGUUUCCCCUGCUGAGAAGGCUGAAAACAUUGCUGAUGAAUAACAACAGAUUAAGCCGAAUAGGUGAGGGACUUGAACAGUCUUUACUAAAUCUGAAGGAACUCAUUCUUACCAACAAUAACAUCAUGGAACUGGGCGACCUAGAUCCCUUGGCGACGAUUAAAUCGCUGACUUACUUGAGUGUUUUGAGAAACCCUGUAACGAAUAAGAAGCAUUAUAGGCUGUAUGUCAUCUUUAAAGUCCCACAAGUCAGAGUGCUGGAUUUCCAGAAAGUGAAAUUGAAAGAACGUCAGGAGGCAGAGAAAAUGUUCAAGGGCAAGCGGGGUGCACAGCUUGCAAAGGAUAUUGCCAGGAGAACCAAAACUUUCAACCCAGGUGCCGGUUUGCCAACAGACAAAAAGAAAGCCGGACCGUCUCCAGGAGAUGUUGAGGCAAUCAAGAAUGCCAUCGCUAACGCCACAACACUGGCUGAAGUAGAGCGGCUCAAGGGGUUGCUGCAAGCUGGGCAGAUACCUGGCAGAGACCGAAAAGCAGGGCCUUCAGAUGAAACCGAAGAGGAGAUGGAAGAAGAUGCAAUGGCCAAUGGAUCAUGAGACAUUUUCUACCUCCGGAGGAUCUGCAGAAUUCGAUUGUAUAAUUGUUGGUCGACACGUUCGGGUGUGCUUAAGAGCCAAAAUAGUAGUGUUUUUCUUAGUUUUUUUUUUCCAGAGGCUGUCUUGGUUUAUUUAUACUGAAUCACAGCUUGUAAAUUUUAUACUGUACAUUUGAAGUAUAAAUAAAUGUGUCUUUCUUCGUGCAA